Messenger RNA from Vicia faba (fava bean), 1299 nucleotides. Lineage: Eukaryota; Viridiplantae; Streptophyta; Magnoliopsida; Fabales; Fabaceae. The record is from the annotation of a GenBank genome assembly.
AUGCCUUUCUCUGCAACCAAGUUUUCGCACUCUCUUCUUGCGGUUCCUGUGAACUCCUCAACUCCAAGAUCCAAUGAGAAAUCAAUCUCUUUCUCUUCUGAUCUCUUCAAACACAACCCUUCUUCUUCAUCUUUCCUUGGAUCCACAAAGUUUCUUCGUUUCAGUUCUCUUACUAAGCCGUUUCUUCAUCGCCGUUUAUCAUCGCCUGUUGCUGUUCUUCUUCAACAGACCUCCAAUUUGCUUAUUACUAAAGAGGAAGGGCUAGUGCUUUAUGAAGACAUGGUAUUAGGGAGGUCCUUUGAAGACAAGUGUGCUGAGAUGUAUUAUAGAGGCAAAAUGUUCGGUUUCGUUCACUUGUACAACGGCCAAGAAGCUGUGUCAACUGGAUUCAUCAAGUAUUUGAGGAAAGAAGAUUGCAUCGUGAGCACAUACAGAGACCAUGUUCAUGCGUUGAGUAAAGGGGUCCCUUCUCGAGCUGUGAUGAGUGAACUCUUUGGGAAGGCAACAGGAUGCUGCCGAGGUCAAGGUGGUUCGAUGCAUAUGUUCUCAAAAGAACACAAUGUGCUUGGCGGUUUUGCAUUCAUCGGUGAAGGAAUUCCAGUGGCCACCGGUGCAGCGUUUUCCAUGAAGUACAAAAGAGAGGUGUUGAAUCAGGCGGAUUCUGAUAACGUGACAUUGGCGUUUUUCGGAGAUGGGACUUGUAAUAACGGACAGUUCUUCGAGUGUUUGAAUAUGGCUGCUUUGUGGAAAUUGCCGAUAGUGUUUGUAGUGGAAAAUAAUUUGUGGGCCAUUGGGAUGUCGCAUCUCAGGGCAACUUCGGAUCCUCAAAUAUGGAAAAAAGGUCCAGCUUUCGGAAUGCCGGGAGUUCAUGUCGACGGGAUGGAUGUUUUGAAGGUCAGAGAGGUGGCGAAGGAGGCAAUUGAUAGAGCUAGAAGAGGAGAGGGACCGACUCUUGUUGAAUGCGAGACUUAUAGAUUUAGAGGACAUUCAUUGGCUGAUCCUGAUGAGCUUCGUAACCCUGCUGAGAAGGAACACUAUGCUGGUAGGGAUCCCAUCACUGCAUUGAAGAAAUACCUUUUUGAGAACCAACUAGCCACUGAACAAGAAUUGAAAACAAUAGACAAGAAAAUCGACGAGAUCCUUGAAGAGGCCGUUGAGUUUGCCGAAAAGAGCCCUCAGCCACAGCGCAGCCAGCUUCUAGAGAAUGUGUUUGCCGAUCCGAAAGGUUUUGGAAUUGGACCGGAUGGCAGGUAUAGAUGUGAAGAUCCAAAGUUUACAGAAGGCACUGCUCAUGUCUAA